AUGAUAUAUAUAAACCACCAUUACUUUAUUAUACACGUACACACCGAAAGAAAAAAAAAAUCAAAAAUUCGUGCUUGUCAGUUUGCGCCAAGUGGUAAGAAAACGAUUCUAGCUUUUGUUUUAUUCUCCGGCAUAAAACACACGGCGGAAGAUGGCGGCAGAGAGUCUGAGAACGAAAUGGAUGGCUGUGACGGCGAGCAUAUGGAUCCAGUGCACGUUAGGAGGUUCUUACACCUUCGGAAUCUACUCGGCAAUCUUGAAAUCAUCUCAAUCAUACGACCAAUCAACCCUUGACACAGUCUCCGUCUUCAAAGACAUUGGUGGUAACGUCGGCGUUUUGUCUGGACUUGUUUACACCGCAGCCACCUUUAAUCGCCGUCGCCGUGACGGACGGGGAGGUAGAGCAGGUCCGUGGGUGGUGAUCUUGAUCGGAGCGGUUUUGUCCUUCACCGGUUAUUUCCUUAUCUGGGCAUCCGUGACCGGUUUGAUUAGAAAACCGCCGGUUCCGGUUAUGUGUCUGUUUAUGUUCAUAGCGGCUCAGUCUUUAACGUUUCUUAAUACGGCCAACGUUGUUAGCUCCCUUGAGAAUUUCGCCGACUAUGGCGGCACUGCCGUCGGAAUAAUGAAGGGCUUUGUUGGUCUAAGUGGAGCAAUGUUAAUACAACUCUAUGAAACAAUAUGCCCUGGAGAUCCAGAGAGUUUCAUUCUUCUACUUGCAAUAGUACCUUCACUCCUCUCUGUAUUGGUGAUGCCACUAGUCAGGAUAUACGAGACCAGCACGGUCGAUGAGAAGAAGCAUUUAGAUGGUUUAUCAACUUUGUCUAUAAUCAUUGCAGCUUACCUUAUGGUCAUUAUCAUUGUGAAGGGCAUUCUUGGUUUACCAUCAUGGGCCAAUACCGUCACGCUUGUAGUUCUACUCAUCCUCCUUGCCUCGCCUCUACUUAUUGCCAUAAGAGCACGCCGAGACAAUAUCAAGAAACCAUGUUAUUCUCCUCUUGUAGACAAUCUAGAAGCAACAACCUCUGGUGAGAGCUUGGCGGUGGUUGAAGAUAAAAGCUUGAAUCUCUUACAAGCUAUGCGUAAUGUAGACUUCUGGUUACUGUUUCUUGCUAUGGUAUGUGGAAUGGGAUCAGGGAUUUCGACGAUAAACAACAUCAGACAAAUAGGUGAGUCUCUUAGAUACUCUAACGUGGAGAUAAACGCAUUGCUGUCUUUGUGGAACAUAUGGAACUUUAUUGGUCGGUUUGGAGCUGGUUAUGUUUCGGAUGCAUUGCUACAUAGAAAAGGAUGGCCACGUCCUUUGUUAAUGGCUACAACUCUUGGAGCCAUGACCAUAGGACAUCUGAUCAUAGCCUCUGGUUUUGAAGGAAACCUAUACCCCGGUUCGGUUAUCGUAGGAAUAUGUUAUGGCUCACAAUGGUCGUUAAUGCCGACGAUAACGUCAGAGUUGUUCGGGGUUAAACAUAUGGGAACAAUCUAUAACACAAUUUCGAUUGCUAGUCCUAUGGGUUCGUAUAUCUUCUCAGUGAGAUUGAUUGGUUAUAUCUAUGAUAAGACCAUUAUUGGAGAAGGUAACACGUGUUAUGGUCCUCAUUGUUUCCGGUUGUCCUUUGUGAUUAUUGCAUCUGUGGCUUUCCUCGGGUUUCUUGUCUCCUGUGUGUUGGUAUUCCGGACAAAGAAUCUGUAUCAGCAUAUCUUUGAGAAGAGGUUGCGUCGUUGAUAAGAGUUGUUGUGACACACUACUUGUGAAUUUCAUUGUUCAGGUACACAGUAUUGCACAGUACUGCCAUUUGUGUUUGUAUAAUUUGUAAUGAUUGUUGAAUAUAUAUUGUGUAAAUAAGUACAUAUGUAGUUUAUUUGUGUGAGGUUCUUUGGUUUUCAUGUAAAAUUUCAUUUUAGGUAAGUGUAAAUAUGGUCUAAAUUAGUCAGUGGAGUUUAGUUGUUGUAUGACGUAAAUGAA
This is a messenger RNA of Brassica oleracea var. oleracea, 1960 nucleotides long. RefSeq lists its product as uncharacterized. The transcript is spliced from 2 exons. Gene Ontology annotation, biological process: transmembrane transport. Gene Ontology annotation, cellular component: membrane. Gene Ontology annotation, molecular function: transmembrane transporter activity. The coding region runs from base 152 to 1720 and encodes 522 amino acids. NCBI's taxonomy places the organism in Eukaryota, Viridiplantae, Streptophyta, Magnoliopsida, Brassicales, Brassicaceae. The record is from RefSeq and is a predicted model, not a curated record.